Messenger RNA from Fusarium pseudograminearum CS3096, 441 nucleotides. RefSeq lists its product as uncharacterized. Bases 1 to 441 code for a protein of 146 amino acids. The record is from RefSeq and is a predicted model, not a curated record. NCBI's taxonomy places the organism in Eukaryota, Fungi, Ascomycota, Sordariomycetes, Hypocreales, Nectriaceae. The transcript is spliced from 2 exons.
AUGGCCGAAGAAAGACCUUGCAGGCCCAUGCUGCGCAAUAUACCCCAUUCAUACAAUCGGCUCAGAGACUUUAUCCCGCCGAGAAUGUAUUCGCAAGCUGGCCCAUCAUCAGAGGAAGGCUUGCUAGAGGGGGUUUCGGAAGCUACAACAAUGGAAAGGCCCUCAGUGACACAGGUAGCCCCAACUGCUCAGGGAAGCUCGCACCUCCAACCGCAUCAACAAGCUUCUACCUCACAGGUAGCCUCGACAACACAUGGAGCCUCAGUAGAGCAGGAACUACAAGCAGUGCAGCAACCCCGAGACCUCGUUGAAAUUCGCGAAACGUCCACCAAACGCGGUCGCGGCUUGUUCGCAACUCGGGACAUAGCAUCCGACACUAAUGUCAUUCGCGAUGAAUUACCGGUGCUCAAUGGAAAUUUCCUUUCGUUGAUGUCAGAGUAG